AGAAAGGGAAGAGGGAAAAGCGAAUGAACAGCCAAAAGAAAGUGCAGAUUCUUUCCUUUUCUAUAAUCAAUCAUUAUGGAUUCCUCAAAGACUCCUGUUAAGCUCGCUAGAGUUACUAAGGUCCUCGGUCGUACUGGUUCUCGUGGUGGUGUCACUCAAGUCCGUGUUGAAUUCAUGGAUGAUACCAACCGUUCUAUUAUCCGUAACGUUAAGGGUCCCGUUCGUGAAAAUGAUAUCCUUUGUCUCUUGGAAUCUGAACGUGAAGCUCGU
Messenger RNA from Cokeromyces recurvatus, 270 nucleotides. RefSeq names its product ribosomal protein S28e. Gene Ontology annotation, molecular function: structural constituent of ribosome. Gene Ontology annotation, cellular component: cytosolic small ribosomal subunit; ribosome. The annotation marks the transcript as partial. The transcript is spliced from 2 exons. Lineage: Eukaryota; Fungi; Mucoromycota; Mucoromycetes; Mucorales; Mucoraceae. The record is from RefSeq and is a predicted model, not a curated record. Gene Ontology annotation, biological process: translation; ribosomal small subunit assembly; maturation of SSU-rRNA.